GUCCUCGGAGAUACUGUCCGUAGAUCCAUCUUCAUUAAUAAAUAACUAAAAGUGAUAUAUCUUGGGGAGCGUGUGUUGAGGCAACCCUUCCAACAAACUCUGGUGACCAAUCACAUAAAGUACUUUCAUCCUUCUACCCGAUAGCUACAUUGAGCGCUACAUCAUGGCUGCCGCACCGACGAGCGCGUUCCCUGUAGUCUUUGGCGUUAUGACCAUUGGCAAGCCUGGGAUUGAAGCCGUGCGCAUGACAGACAUAUCCGACGUCAAGGAGAUUCUGAGUGUCUUCCAGUCACAUGGCCACGUCGAAAUCGACACAGCACGCAUCUACGGUAGUGGCUCAUCAGAAGAAUACAUGGGCGCCGUCGACUGGCAAGGACGGGGUCUCGUCAUGGACACCAAGCUGUAUCCCAACGAGGGCAAAGACAUGGGCAGUCUGAGUCACAACAUCUACUCGCACCGUCCAGAGGAUCUCCGCCGAGGACUCAUGGACAGCCUCAAGGCCCUCAAGGCCGACAAGAUCGACAUGUGGUAUCUCCAUGGACCGGACCGCAACACGCCGCUCGAAACCACGCUACGUGAGGUUAACAGCCUCCACAGGGAAGGCUACUUCGCCCGCUUUGGCAUAAGCAACUUCAUGUCCUGGGAGGUCGCUGCCAUGUGCGAGAUCUGCGAGCGCAAUGGCUGGGUCAAACCCGCUGUCUACCAGGGUAUCUACAACGCGCUGCACCGCGCCAUUGAGCCGGAGUUGAUGCCUUGCCUGCGCCACUACGGGAUCGCGCUGUACGCUUUCCAGCCGUUGGCCGGCGGCUUCCUGACCUCGCGCUACCGUCGCGGCAUGGGCGAGGACGAGUAUGAACCUGGCUCGCGCUUCGACCCCAAGCGCUGGCAGGGCAGGCUUCAUCAUGGGAGGUACAUGAAUGACAUGUAUUUCGACGCUUUGGAUAUCAUCAGGCCCGUGAUUGCGAAGCAUGGGUUGAGUGAGGCGGAGUGUGCUUUCCGCUGGCUAUCGCAUCACAGCUUGAUGAGCAAGGAGAUGGGUGACAAGAUCAUCAUUGGCGCCAGCAGCGCGAAACAGUUGGAGCAAAAUCUUUUGGAUCUGGAAAAGGGGCCGCUACCCGAAGAUGUGGUUGAGGCUAUGGAAGCUGCGUGGCUGCGUGUUAAAGGAGUAGUGCCAAGGUAUUUUCACUAGGCUAAUUAGUUAAUCAAGUCGAGUGCCUUGAAAGGGCGGCAUUGCUCUAGUGUAGUUCCCCAUGUCCCAUGGAC
Phialemonium atrogriseum is the source of this 1263-nucleotide messenger RNA. Its product is annotated as Aldo/keto reductase. The coding region runs from base 164 to 1189 and encodes 341 amino acids. NCBI's taxonomy places the organism in Eukaryota, Fungi, Ascomycota, Sordariomycetes, Cephalothecales, Cephalothecaceae. The record is from RefSeq and is a predicted model, not a curated record. The transcript has a single exon.